UCAGGCUUCAAUUUGCUCUGGGAGUGGAAGAGGAGACAGGCAGCAAGUGAGGAAGAGCUCUCAGUCGGAGAAGGAACUCGUCCAAGGAAGCUUCGCUUCUGAGGUCCACUGCACCUGCCGGAACCAACAGCAUCCUCCAUGUUCGCCGGCUUAACAAUGGAUCACGCUCUCCAGACUCGGUCUAUCUGGUCCAGUGACACUAAAUUCCUGCAGCAUCCAACGGAUCUGAACACCAGUGUGGUGGUGACGCGCUGCAUCCCUGCAGGAACGUGCUUUGGUCCGUGCGUCCUUCAAAACACUUUCUACGAAACCAUCGCCUUUAUUGCCCAGAAAUGCAGCGACAAGACAUCGAAGUCCUACAUGUUCAGGGUCGACCCAGAGGCCAUGCGUAAUUCAGCUCUUGUGCUCUCCUGGCUGCGGCUGGUGCAGGCUGCGCGUAACGCACAGGAGCAGAACGCGGAGGCAUUUCUGAAAGCAGGUCAGGUGUUUGUGCGCACUACACGGGACAUUCAGUCUGAGGAGGAGCUGUGAGUACCGACCAGGAGCUUGAUUAAUUAAAGGGAUUUAAACAAUGAAUACAAAUGCGGGAGAUGCAACCAGAGCUUCAAAAAUCAGAAUCCAUUCGUGGCUCAUUGCAGAUUUCUGUGCACCCAAUCGAAGAGUGACACCUGGAACCGUGAGGUCUAUGAGCUCAAGCACGUGGAAACCAAGAGGCAUCACCGAGUGACCGAUUUCCACAACAUCGCCAGAGAUCUAGAGCAAAAAAUAUCUGGAGGAGGCGAAGAGGUGGAGACUCCCUCCAGAAAGAGAAAGGGCGAAGAUGCUCCGGUCCCCAAGUGGCGAAAAACGGUUCUGUUAGAGAAAACAAAUAUUUCAAACGAUGAAAAUGUCACCCAAAUGGGUAAGAGCUGUGACCAGGCUGCGCAUGACUCCUCCUCCUCUCCUGACAAACUCAAAGCUGACAGGGUCAAAGCAGUUCGUGCGCCACGAGGAAGCGCUGAUUCAACCGAAGUUGGGGAAGUCAGUGCUGCUUUUACGCACCAUAAAGUGCUUGACACACGUUUGGGGACAGGGGAAGGAUCUGGUGUGCUUUCGAGCGGCAGCAGCGCGUUUUCUCUGGUUCUGUCGAGCAGCCAGGGCGAGCAGAAAAGCGCGUUCUGUAAACCUGACAAAAGGACAUCUACUGUGAACCAGCAGAUUCAACUGAGCAGCGCUCCAACAGCCCCCCCUAGCCGCGUGGAUGAGAUCACUGAUGCGUUCACCAACAGGACUAUUCUGGGAUACAACAAUCUGAUGGCAUCCAGCAUCGUGGGCGGUGACAUGCAGACUUUGGCCUCCCCGAUUCCAUUAGGCAACGCUUUCCAUUACGCGCCGGAGCACUGGUCCAGAAACCUCCAGACCACAUCCGCCCUCACGGUCCUCCCGCCCACAUUCACCUCCUCAUUCGGUGUGUCGGUGCAGAACUGGUGUGCCAAAUGUAACCUGUCCUUCCGCAUGACCUCGGAUCUGGUGUUUCACAUGCGAUCUCACCACAAAAAGGAGUUCGCGGCGGAGUCUCAGGUGAGACGCAGGAAGGAGGAGAAACUCACUUGCCCGAUUUGCCACGAAUACUUCAGAGAGAGACACCACCUGUCGAGACACAUGACUUCUCAUAACUAAAAGAAAAAAAAAGAUUAAUUUUAACUUGAAGACUUUGAUGUGCAUAAUGAAUGUAUGUAAUUAAAGACGUGUCCGUUACAAUUUGUCCACCAGAUGGCAGCAGAGGGGCGCGUCUGUCUUGGUGCCCUGUACGUUAAGCAGUUUCACAGAUUAUUUUGUGCCUUAUGGGACUCAGGAGUUUGAAAAGAUCUCCGGAAAAGCUGACGAUUGUUGAAAAUGUCUCUGUGCAGUUUCUCCUUAUAGUUAUCAGCUGUUCUGUUUUGGAGUUGUACGUGAGGUGUGGCUUGAGUUUGCUUUUAGAAAUCAAACGUUAUCAAAACGUUUUUGUCACAAAAGAGCAUUAGUAAUUCUAUAGUUGAACGAGCAGCCAGUGAGUCAAACUAUUAUGCAAUUCUUUCUGUUUUCUGAAACCUUUUGCAACAAGUACCAACUCGGUGAAGGUUUGCACAUUAUCCACAAGAAGAAAUAAAGCUCAACGUGGAAAGAACAAGAAGAAAGUUUGAACUCCUGAGAAGUCUUUUUAGCAUACAUCAUGUCCACUUCAAUUUUCAGACCAGUCACACAAUAGUUGGUAGAAAGGAUACAAAAAAAUGAAAAAAAAAUAAAAUAAAUAGAACGUGAGAUCAACUGGGGUAGAAGUGAUUUAUAAAGGUUUUUUGUGACCCACAAAAUGCAUUACGAGUAGUCCAGUAUUCUGUCAUUGGAACUCUCAACAAUGAAUCUGAACUGCAAAAAGUAAUUUCUGAAGUAGUUGGGAGAUCACAAAUUUCCAUAUAAAAGAGAAAAAAUGUUUGAAGGACAGAGUUUGGUAAAUAAGAAGGGCUAAUUUUAUUUUCAUUCAGGAUUUGUCAAUGGCCUGGGUAGUAAAUGAAAUGGUUACUACUGAUUGUUUCAGAAAACUGAAAUAAACUAAAUCCAUUAGAUAAUAUAUGGAGUACUGUUCAGUGGACCCAACAAUGGAAGUAAGUGAAGGCCCCCUAAAUCAACAGGUUUUCUUAACAGUUUUUAUCAGCUCUAGAGCAUAAUAAUCAAGAUAAAGUGCAAUGAACAUUUGAAAUAAACCAUUUUGUGUGGAUAUUAAAUGCUAGUUUCACUUUCUGAAUCAAGGUAACA
Messenger RNA from Gambusia affinis (western mosquitofish), 2772 nucleotides. It is a transcript of the gene znf488, whose product is annotated as PR domain containing 8. Gene Ontology annotation, molecular function: protein binding. NCBI's taxonomy places the organism in Eukaryota, Metazoa, Chordata, Actinopteri, Cyprinodontiformes, Poeciliidae. Gene Ontology annotation, cellular component: nucleus. The transcript is spliced from 4 exons. The record is from RefSeq and is a predicted model, not a curated record. Gene Ontology annotation, biological process: regulation of DNA-templated transcription.